GGAGGGUGGCAGAGUCCUGCGCCAUUCUGGGCCAUGGGCUGCUGUCAAGAUAAGGACCAUCGGCCCUCUGAAGAGCAUGGAAGGGAUGAAGUGAAUGAGGGAGGCGUCGACACUGAUUUUGAGAACACAGGCCGCCGUAAACAAAGAUCUAACGAAAGUCUUCUGAUCACCGUGCUGUGGCGCAGGCUAUCCAUGUUCAGCCGUCGGGGGUCCUCACGGUCAAGCAAGAGGCCCUCAGAUCAGAUGCAAAAGCAGGACAGUAAGACCCAGGAGCGCAAACGUGACGGAACCCACAAGGAAUCAGGAAAGGGCUGACUCCAACCCUGGUCUCAAAUCCUCCCCAACAUCCAGAGAAUAAAAUUAGUAUUGCAGAUCUGCCAGGCUGGUUUACAGAGCAAGUUAAAGCUCUGUAGGCUUCGCGGCCGCGGGCUCUGUAAGGUUCCUCCG
Molecule: messenger RNA, 447 nt
Organism: Meriones unguiculatus (Mongolian gerbil)
Lineage: Eukaryota; Metazoa; Chordata; Mammalia; Rodentia; Muridae
Gene: Tex54
Product: testis expressed 54
Exons: 2
Coding region: 34-315 (93 amino acids)
Source: RefSeq, a predicted model, not a curated record